This is a messenger RNA of Sitodiplosis mosellana (orange wheat blossom midge), 3004 nucleotides long. RefSeq lists its product as uncharacterized. The record is from RefSeq and is a predicted model, not a curated record. Bases 346 to 1311 code for a protein of 321 amino acids. The transcript is spliced from 9 exons. Gene Ontology annotation, molecular function: carbohydrate binding; isomerase activity. Gene Ontology annotation, biological process: carbohydrate metabolic process. Lineage: Eukaryota; Metazoa; Arthropoda; Insecta; Diptera; Cecidomyiidae.
AUUGAGCAGAACUGAAAGUAAAGUGAGGCAAAUCGCAUAAGCACAGUUUCAAAACGCCCGUCACCUAAUGCAGACGUCUUUUCGUCUAACUACUUCGUAUUUAGUUUCUGCUCUACCAGAGAAUAAAAAAAUAAAUGCUAAUCAACAUUGAAAAUUGAAAUUUAUUAGUGUUGGACUUGAAUUUUAGAAUAUAAUUUAAUAAUAAAAUCAAUUUUAAUCGUUUCGAAUAAUUGUUUGCAAUUGUGGUUGUCGCCUGAGCGUUUUUUUUUUUUUUUUUUUUGAUAAAUUUCGGUGUUUGAGUGUAAAUCGGAAUUCCAACCAAGCAGAAAAGGGAAUAGAGUGGCAAUGGCAGCGGCUACAAGUGUUGUAUUGCUUGAUCGAGGAAAUAAUACUACGGCUACAAUCAACUUACACGGAGCCACAGUUGUGUCAUGGCGUGUCAACAACCAAGAACAAUUAUUUGUAAGCAAAUUAGCUGUUUUUGAUGGUAAAAAGGCUAUCCGUGGUGGUAUUCCGUUUGUUUUUCCACAAUUUGGACCGAGCAGCUUUGGACCUCAACAUGGAUUUGCUCGCAUCUCUCGCUGGACAUUGGAAAGAGCACCAGAACGACUUCAUAAUGGCGAUAUCGAAGCACUAUUUUCUCUUAUGGAUAGCGAGUUCACCAGAUCAAUGUGGAAUUUUCCAUUUCGAAUAACUUAUCGACUAAUUUUGCGUGAAAAAGAACUGCAUUUUCACAUUGGAGUAUUCAAUCCGAGCAAAGAUGUUACAUUUUCAUUCAAUUUGUUGUUGCACACAUAUUUGAAAGUACCAGACGUUCGCCGUUGCCAAAUCACCGGUCUGCAUGGAUGUACAUUCAUUGAUAAGACUCGCGACGGGCCCAUUUAUCAAGAAGGUAGAGAUGUUGUCACAGUUAAUGAAUGGACUGAUCGAAUCUAUCAGCACACACCACAAGAGCAUAUUAUAACUAAUGUGGUUUCUGGCAGAAAAAUGAAAUUACAGAAAUACAAUUUCCCCGAUACAGUUAUAUGGAACCCGUGGUCAGAUCAAGCCCGUGAAAUCGGCGACCUUGGCGAUGACGAAUAUCCGAAUAUGCUUUGCGUUGAAGCCGGCCACGUUUCGACACCGGUUAUCCUUUUGCCCGGCACCGCUUUCGAAGCGAGCCAAAUUCUACAGGUAAACGUUGUGUCUAGUUUUUUGUCGUUUGCCAUUGUGAAUGGCAUCAUUUUAUGGUUUCAUUCUAUUGGUAUGUUUUUAGUUAGUUCCCCCCAAAAAAAAUUGUAUGAUUUGUUUUUUUUUCUGUUUUGUAUUUGAAUAUUUUGUUUUGUUCUUUUUUUCUAUUUUUUUUUUUCUGUUCGUGUGUCUCUUUGUGUGGAAUUUUGGUAUUUAAAAAAAAAAAAACAAACAAAUACUCAGCUCGCAAAUUUAAUCAAACACAAAAAAACCAAACACAGGUAAUGUGAGUAGAGCCUAUUGGGACGACAUCGUCAGCACGGAAACGCAACAAAAAGAAUAAAAAACUUUUGUCGGCGUUGGCCGUGGCGGCGGCUGCUGCAGCAGCAGCCGGAGUGUCUUCCCAAUCACAACAACCAUCGCAAUCAAAUACAUCGGCUUCCAGCCAAAACAUUGAACAAAGCACAAUGGCAUCAAAUGCCUCGGUAAAUGCAUCAACUAGCGGCUCAUCAUCCGGAGCCACCGCAAAUUCACCUCCACCUCCUCCGCUCUCACUGGCUCCGCUUUGGCAAAUGCCAAACAUCUUUUGGAACAAUUUCCCGAAAAAGAACACCAACUGUGUGGAUCCAUGUCAACAGCAGUCAUCGGCAAAUCGAAUGUAAAACCCAACAACACCAGCGAUGCCCUGCACACGCACACACGUCUAAAACACUAAACGUUGAUGGUUGAUGAUCAUAUUUAUAUAGAAAAUAUAGACGAUGCAUUUCCAUUUUUCCAUUUUGACAACGUAAACUCAAACACACACACACACACACACACACACACACACACAAAUUGAGGCCAGCCAAAUUUUGGGCUUGGUUUCACUUUAAACUUUGUUGUAUUGUGGAUCUAGCUAUCCAUUCGUGUUAAACGAUCAGGACUUGGAUGAUUUUUGGUGCUUAUUCGAACAAGAAACUAAAUAGGUAUUUCUUUUUAGCAUGUAAAUAUCUCUCGAAAGGAAUGAUGUCUAAUGCAUAAAAUAAUGGAUUUAUUUACAUUUUCUGUUCUUAUUUCUUCGUCGAAGAUAUCAAAACACACACACUUUAUAAUAUUUGUAUACGAUAUGUAUUUGUAAAAUAGAAACAAGAGAGAGAGAGAGGGAAAGAAAUAAUAAUGUAAAAGUAAUGCAGCAUUUCAAGGCAUAUUUAGUAGAUUUUUUUUUUCUAGAAAUAUGUUAAGAUUAAAUGAUUUUCAUGUAUAAAAACAAAGAAAACAAACAAAAUGAACGAAAUGAAUUCCAUUAUUGUCCUUUGGUUGUGAUAUAAGCUAUAUAAUUUUUAUUUUUAAAUAAAAAAGUGUGGCUGAUGCACUUGAUACAUCUUGAGCCUCUCAACUACCCAUGAUGAUUAGUUAAAUAUCGCUUGAUUGACUUUGUGUUCGAAGAAAAAGAAUAAACGGUGCCGAUAGUUAGAGAGUUUCUUUCGUAUUUCUUAUAUAGAUCGUUCGCAUAUUUCUACCGAUUUGCGUAAUUUUUUCAACUCUUUUUUUUUCUACAAAAAAAAACAAAUAUUACACCGAAGGAGGGAGUCACACAUUUAAAAAAAAAAUAUCUCUUGUAUACGAUUAAUUGUAAUUAUAUCAAACGUAUCGAAAGCGUCAUUUAAAUGAAAAACAACAACAACAACAUAAAAUAUUAUAUAUAUAUAUAGCGUACCAAUUGUUUGUAUAAACAUUUCAAGAUUGUAGGAAGUUAAAUCAAAUCUACGGCUUAUUUAGUCGAAAAGAAAAUCAAUGUAAAAUGUGACAAAUUGCCAAUAAAAUUUUAAUGAUAUAUUAAUCAAUUAGAAUUGAA